Sarcophilus harrisii (Tasmanian devil) is the source of this 2216-nucleotide messenger RNA. It is a transcript of the gene CPA3, whose product is annotated as carboxypeptidase A3. The transcript is spliced from 11 exons. The coding region runs from base 36 to 1322 and encodes 428 amino acids. Lineage: Eukaryota; Metazoa; Chordata; Mammalia; Dasyuromorphia; Dasyuridae. Gene Ontology annotation, biological process: proteolysis. Gene Ontology annotation, molecular function: zinc ion binding; metallocarboxypeptidase activity. The record is from RefSeq and is a predicted model, not a curated record.
GCUCUGAGAUUAGAAGAAAGACAUAAAAGCCCCAGAUGGCCUUUGCAAAAAGCAAAAAAAGAACUAUGGAGUUUGUGCUGCUUCUGGUGCUGAUUGCCUCAGCUCACACCAGUUCAACCAUUCGCCGCUUUGACAGGGAGAAGGUGUUGAGGGUGAAGCCCCAGGAUGAAAAACAAGUGAGCAUCCUAAAGGACUUGGCUGACACUAAUUUGCUUGACUUCUGGCAUCCUAGUUCUGCUUAUAAUGUCAUACCUAAAAUGGAUGUGGACUUCCGUAUUAGUGAAGAUCAGUUCCUACAUAUCCAUUCUGUUCUGAAGAAAAAUGAAAUACAAUAUGAAGUCCUGAUUUAUGAUCUGCAAGAAGAGAUUGAAAAACAGUUUGAUGUGAAAGAUGAUUUUCCUGGCAGACACAGCUAUUCAAAAUACAAUGACUGGAGCAAGAUUGCUGCUUGGACUCAACGGAUGACAGAAAAGAGUCCAGAGCUGAUCUCUCGUGUUGAAAUUGGAAAAACUGGAGAAAAUAAUCCAAUGUAUGUUCUCAAGGUUGGAAAAAAGAGUGGCCAGAGAAGGGUCAUUUUCAUGGACUGUGGAAUUCACGCCCGAGAAUGGAUUUCUCCUGCCUUCUGCCAGUGGUUUGUCUAUCAGGCAGCCAAAACCUAUGGGAAAAACAAAAUUAUGACAAAGCUUCUGGACAAGCUAAAUUUUUAUGUUCUUCCUGUAUUCAACAUUGAUGGCUACAUCUGGAGUUGGACAAAGGACCGAAUGUGGAGGAAAAACAGAGCAAAGACUGACAUGCCUACUUGUAUAGGCACAGAUCUCAACAGAAAUUUUAAUGCUUCAUGGAACUCUGAUCCAGGGACAAAUCACCCUUGUGCAGAAGUAUAUAGAGGAGCGGCCCCAGAGUCUGAGAAAGAGACUAAAGCGGUGGUUAACUUCAUUCAAAGUCACAUUCGAGUAAUAGAAGCCUACGUGUCCAUCCACUCCUACUCCCAGAUGCUCAUGUUUCCUUAUGGCUACACUAAGGUCAUGGCACCGAAUCAUGAGGAACUGUUUAAAAUUUCCAAACUUGCCACAGAAGCUUUAGCAACUCGAUAUGAAACAAAAUAUGUCUAUGGACCCAUUGCAACAACAAUCUAUCCAACCUCAGGCUCAUCAAUAGAUUGGGCUUAUGACCUUGGCAUCAAGCGGUCAUUUGCUUUUGAGCUCCGAGAUAGAGGCAGAUAUGGUUUUCUCCUCCCAGAAUCACAGAUUAUGGCAACCUGUAAAGAGACCAUGAUGGCCAUCAAGUCUAUUGCCAAGUACAUCCUCAAGAAUCCUUUGUAAACAUUUUUCUCAUUCUAUAAUAAGCCAAUUAAUUCCCUUUACAUUGUAAUGGAUAUAUGUAACUUCCAUAGCACUCUCUUACUCCUUGAUGGAUUAUCUGUAUCACUUGGAAAAUUUUUAUCUUCAAGUCUUAAUAAGUCCGUUCAACUAAUUCCUUUAUUCAUUCUGUUACUAACUCAUCUUUUGCUUGCCGUAAUAUUCGAUGCAACAAAAUGUAUUGAAUCAAGAAAAACAAAAGCCCUUUGAUCCCUUUCCCUGCAAAAGAUAAAGACUCAAUCAAAAAACAAAGGACUACUGGGGUAGCUAGAUGAUGCAGUAGAUAGAGCCCCUGUCCUAAAGUUAAGGAAGACCUGAGUUCAAAUCUGACCUCAAACAUUUAACACUUCCUAGCUGUGUGACCCUAGGCAAGUCACUUAAUCACAAUUGCCUCAGCAAAAAAUAAAUAAAUAAAAUAAAGGGCUGUCCUUUAGCAUUCUGCAGAAUUGAUUUUCUGAUAGUAUUUGUUAUAUAUUACUGUUUUACAUUUAUCUAGGAAGGGCAGCUAUCUCUUCCCUGCAUGGAGUGAAUUGCAAAAAAAGAAAAAAUUAGAUUCAGAGACUGUUUGAAUUUUCUGUGACUUUAAAGAUCAUGUAGUCUAACCUAGUCAUUUUACCAGUGAGGAAAUGGAAGCCCAGAAAAGUGAAGCCAAUUGUGAAGUCAUGCAGCUAAUUAGUGGCAAAGCUCACAUUCUUUCUCAGGGUUUUUAAUAUCUAGUCUAAAAUGUGUCUUUUCACUCCUCCUGAAUCACAUUUUUCCAUCAUGCUUUCAUUUUCACGUUGCAAUUUCCAGAACAACAAAUAGAGCUAUAUAUCCUUUUCUUCCCCCAUCAAAAAAAAAAAUUAAAACUUUAAAAGA